Molecule: messenger RNA, 1517 nt
Organism: Ostrea edulis (European flat oyster)
Lineage: Eukaryota; Metazoa; Mollusca; Bivalvia; Ostreida; Ostreidae
Product: protein pitchfork-like
Exons: 6
Coding region: 93-680 (195 amino acids)
Biological process (GO): regulation of cell projection organization
Cellular component (GO): ciliary basal body
Molecular function (GO): cytoskeletal protein binding
Source: RefSeq, a predicted model, not a curated record
AGAAACACGCAUGCGCAUAUUUCAUAGCAACAUCGAAGCAUAGGAAGUUUAGGCUUUAAAAAACCAACAAAUUCUGAGAUCAAUAUAACAGAAUGGAGGUGGAAAAGAAACAAAAGGUUUCUUUUAUGACGACCAUAGACAGGGAACUUUUUCCUGUCAAAAUGCCACCCAACAGAUUUGGGAAUGAAAUGGUUCCCUUGAGAGGAGCCCCACAUAGAGGGCCUGGGUGUUAUGAAAAUGAAGAUAAAACCAGCUUUAUGUACCAGGUUGAACACAACAUAAACAGCACCAAGGGAUACACAAUGGGAGCAAGGACUUCAAGGAGGCUUCCUAAAACUGUUGUAUUUGAAACACCUUGUCCCACAGAGUAUCAACAGCAAAAUUCAGCACUGAAGGAGUUUGAGUUAGAUACGAAACCAUUUCUGGUAGGGGCUGACAGAUUCCCAGUUUAUAAACGUGACAUUGUGGAUGUUUUACCUGGACCUGGUACAUAUGAGCAUGAAAUUCCAAAGAACCGAAAAGUGCAGUGGCAUCAAUCAUUCGGAGGUUCUCCAGUCUAUCUGCCGGAAAUAAGCGUUCAGAGUACGAUAGGACAGAAUACAGAAAAGUUAUACAGCACCAAGGAAGAGAGGAAGUACCACCGGAAGCUUGCCUAUCUCAAACUCUACUGGAAUAAUUGACAGCCUGAAUUGUUGACUCCUUGUUCUUAUUUCACAUUCUUCUUUGACUUCAACAGUUUAUCCAGAGUCAGGGACAGCCAUGUUGUAUCUUCACACAAACUGUGAUGGUUUUACUGUGUCUUGUGUAUGUUGAAUCUUGCAACUAUAGCAGGUUAUGCGAGAGUGCUCUUGCAACUCAUGAUUAUGUGAGGUGAUUUUGUUGCAGUCUUGCAAAAUAUUUGAACAACCUAAGAUAAUGUGUAUUCUUAUGAUUUGAUACACGAAAUCUCUAUGUGUAUUAAAAAAAAUAUUCAAAGAAAAGUUUUAUACAUGAAAAAAAAAUUCAAUCUUUGUUGUCAAUGAAUGAAUUGCUUUAAUUGAAUACAAGAAUGAACUGAAAUUUAUGGAUCAUCAUAUUGGUGGUUUCUUGGUUUAUGAUUGACAAUAUUUGAAGAAGAGAAACAAAUUGUUUUAGGGAUGUGGUAGUGAAAUCAAAAAACACUGAUUUUAUCAACAUUUCAAUUCUUAGAUAAACUUACAAGUGAAUUCAUAACUUACAGAAAAAUGUGAGAGGGCUGUGGACAUUAGCAUUUUAAUAUGAAAACAGUCACUGUAAUUUAUCCAUAGAUAUGUAUCAUGUUUCUUUGUUGUGUUGUAGUAUUGUAUAAUGUAUAUGAUAUAGUUGCUGUUUUGUGUGCAUUAAUUUACACCCGUUAUGAAAGAUAUGUGUAAUGAAUGCUUUAACAUCUAGAUGUGCAAGUGCUCAUAGUAUAAAGUAUUUUGUCUUACUGUUCCGAUUAUGAAUGUAAGUUGUUAUAAUUCAUAAACCACGUUUAAUAAAGUUUGAGAAAAAACUUA